Molecule: messenger RNA, 561 nt
Organism: Symbiodinium sp. CCMP2456
Lineage: Eukaryota; Dinophyceae; Suessiales; Symbiodiniaceae
Source: the annotation of a GenBank genome assembly
AUGCGGACUGCGACAUUGGCCGGAGUCUCCGCGCAGACUCUCCUAGAGGCGAGUGCUCCUCCGGAGGAAGAGGAGGACCAGGAGCAACAGCCAGAGGGGCCGCAAAUGACGGAGGGCGAGCUGAAGAACGGCAGCCGCGUCGAGAUCUUUGGCUUAGAGUCUGAGAGCGGUAAAGCCCUCAACGGCCAGGUCGGGCACAUUGCUGGCUUUUUGGAGGAGAAGGGCCGGUACCAGGUUACUUUGGCUCCCGACAAAGUCGUCAGCCUUAAGCCAGACAACCUGAAGCAGCUGCCUGCUGAAAGUGGACCGACGCAGGAGUCAGCGGGAGGUGCCGAUGCCUCCGGCCAUGUGUUCCAAGCUGGAGAAAGGGUGGAGGUGAGUGGCCUCGAGUCAGAAGCGGGGAGGAAACUCAACGAGCGCGUGGGCAUCACGAAGGAGUUUCUCGCAGACAAGGGUCGAUGGACGAUCGAGAUGGAGGACACCAAAGAGGUGGUCUCGGUGAGGCCUGCGAACCUAAGCUUCGUGGACAAAGCGGCCGAUGAAGGCUCCGGCUCCUCCAGC